AUGGAGAUAAAUGAGAAGGAAAAAGAAAUAAUUAACAAUGACAACAAUAAAGAUGUAAUUAAAAGAAAAACAACCAUUAAAGCUUCGGAUUUAAGUGAAGAUGAAAGAAUGAUUUUAAAAACAUUACGUUCUUAUUACAAAAUUUUACAGGAAACUAAAGAUGUCUCUUAUUUUUUAGAGGAUGAUACCUUUAAUAAUAUUUUGGUAACAUUAAUGGAUGACAGAAGGCAUUCAAUUAUUACAUAUUUAACUAAAAUAUUACUUAUUUUAACUGAGAAAGUUGAUAAUGCCAGAAAAAUUGCAUCAAUAUCAGGAUUACAAUCUAAAUUAGCUUCUGCAACAGAACAUGAUUUUCCUCCUAAGGUACUCAAAUAUUUACUUGUUGUUCAAUCACGUUUAGAAUCAAGUAAAUUACAACGUAAUACAACUUGUAGAAAUCUAAGUAGAAAGAUGUUUUACUUGAAGGAUGCUAAACAAUUAGUUUAUCAAUUUGAUGAACUUAGUGAAAAACAACGAGAUGAUGUUGAGAAGGCACUUUUAAGUUUAAAAGGUGUAUUAUCUGUUUCAGUUGAUACUGAGGAUUUGAAAUGUAUUGUUAGAGUAAAGGAAAUAGUGGAAUCAAGAGAUGUUGCUUAUAGAAUUCUUACAGCAGGAUUUGAUAUGAUUAAGCAAAUUAUUAGUACUUCUGAUGGAGAAAUGGAAAUUUUUGAAUUUUACAGAGACCAGCUUCAUGAUGAUAACUUAAUGGAUAACUUACCCCAAUAUUUGGAUGAACAUGUUGAUAUAUUUAACCCUGAAAACUGUAUUAUCACAAACGAUGACCUUAGAAAAGCUGAAUCAUCAUCGAAAGGAUGGUUUUCUACUAUAACUUCAUAUUUAUGUUAG
Strongyloides ratti is the source of this 885-nucleotide messenger RNA. RefSeq lists its product as hypothetical. Gene Ontology annotation, molecular function: metal ion binding. The record is from RefSeq and is a predicted model, not a curated record. The transcript has 4 exons. NCBI's taxonomy places the organism in Eukaryota, Metazoa, Nematoda, Chromadorea, Rhabditida, Strongyloididae. The coding region runs from base 1 to 885 and encodes 294 amino acids.